Rosa chinensis is the source of this 3644-nucleotide messenger RNA. Its product is annotated as auxilin-related protein 2. Lineage: Eukaryota; Viridiplantae; Streptophyta; Magnoliopsida; Rosales; Rosaceae. Gene Ontology annotation, cellular component: vesicle; intracellular membrane-bounded organelle; cytoplasm. Gene Ontology annotation, molecular function: clathrin binding. The coding region runs from base 271 to 3114 and encodes 947 amino acids. Gene Ontology annotation, biological process: clathrin coat disassembly; clathrin-dependent endocytosis. The transcript is spliced from 8 exons. The record is from RefSeq and is a predicted model, not a curated record.
UAAAGAAGAGAAAGAUUCAAAAACUCCAAAAAAAAAAACAAAAAGGGCAGAGAGAGAGCAGAGGAGAGGUCAGAUUUCUUUCUCUCUCAAACCAAAAUUUUCAGAUCCCAAACACCCACCUUCUUCUUCACCAUGAUCACCCUCCAUUAACUUUUUUCCUAUAUAAUUCCACAUCUGCCCCUCCAGAUCCUCCAUUGUUUCUUCCACAAGAAGAAGAAGACCAAUUCAGAAGAAUUUUACAAGAGAGACCCAUAAAUCCCAGACGCCACCAUGAACGACUUCUCGGGUCUCUUAAACUCCGAUUACGGCUUCAAGCCCUCCGGCAAAUCGGCCCCAAUGUCUUCUUCUUCUUCCUCCUCUUCUUCUUCAAAGCCCCCAGCUUUCGAUCUCGGAUCCACCGGACCCUCCUCCAGAUCAACUCGCACCUCCAAUUCCUUCUCCGGCGAUCGCGACCCGAUCUUCGGAGCCCCGAAAGCCCCAGACUUUGAGAACAUCUUCGGCGGCUCGGCCAGGUUCUCCUCCAAUUCCGAAGCUUUCAACUUGGAUUCCAUCUACGGCGCUGAUUCCGCCUCCUCCAAGGUCGCCGAUUCCGGCCCCGUUUUCGACAGGCCGGUUUACGACGACGACAUUUUCGACGGCGUUGCGGGGCUGAAGAGCUCAGCCGCGAACGACAUUUUCUCCUCAACGGUGACGUCGCCGCGGCCGCCGCCGCGGGGGAGUGAUAGUAGUGCGUUUGAUGACCUUCUCGGUGGGUUUGGCAAGGCUGAGCCGGCGGCGUCCUCGUCGAAAAGCUCUAGCUCACAGAAAGCUGACGCGGGUGUGCCGCCGGGUUUCGAUGAAUUGUUACCUGGAUUUGGAGCUAGUAGCAGCCCCCAAACUGAAAGGUCAAACUCAGAAGCCAACUGGCCCCCAGAGACAACUGCCAAUGUGAGUAAAGCAACAACUUCCAAGGUGAUUGGCGAUCCUUUUGGAGUAGCAGGGCAGUUUAAUGACCCCUUGGAGGAAAUAAGUAGACUUUCUAAUUCUGGAAGCUUGAAGGCUGAUAACCCGUCUGUUGAUAACGGGCGAGCAUUUGAUGAUAUAGAUCCCUUUGAUGGCCUUGGGAAGUCGGUCCCCACAUUUUCUUCAGGGAAGAGUUUCAGGGGAAAGGAUAGUGGUAAUUUAAAGGCAGAUACAAGCACAAAUAAUGGCAGAGGUUCAACUGGUAAAGAAUCAACUAAGUCUUCUGUGAGAAGUCCAGAUAACCAGUCUCAGAGGAAGGUUCCUGUUGGAAAUCAUUGGGAUCCUCAUCAGACCUUUUUUGACAUGCCUUCAGUUUCGACUGAUUCUCACAAAUCUGCAGGUCAAACUAUGUCUCCACCUUCGUAUGUAAAUGCCAAGGAAGCAAAUGUACCGGUGGAUAGGUCUUCAAGAUCUGAAGAAAACUUGGAUUCAUCAGAUAAUGUAUGGCUUACGGUAUCAGAGAUCCCUCUAAUGACUCAGCCUACUAGUGCUCCACCACCUUCAAGACCACCUCCUCCAAGACCUGUGCAGGUUUCAAAGCCAAGAAUGAGUUCUCCUGCUUCUACAAAUUCAAGAAAGAAGGCUAGUGAAUCCUCUACUGAGUUCUUUCAGGCUCCAAAAUCAGCCUCUGCUGCAGCUAGGAGCUCUGGUGUUUCUUCAGUUGAUGAACUUGGCGAUUUUGGCAUGGGAAAGAGCCAAAGUAACUUUGAUGAACAUGCAAAUGGUCUUUCGGGUGAAGAAUCGGAGCGGAACUCAGUUACUGAUGCUGUGAAGGAGGCUAUGGAAAAAGCUGAGUUUAAAAUGAGGCAGGCAAAAGAGAGAGGAAGUACAAAGUCUGCGAGAAAUAAAGAAGCACAGGAGAAGGAAAAAGAACGGCUGCAGAGGGAGAGCGAAGAGGAAGAUAUGGAACAGAGGAGACUGGAGAAAGAGAGGGAAACUGAGAGGGUGUGGGAAGACAAAGAAAGAGAGCAAAGGAAACUUGAGAAGGAAAGGGAGAGAGCCAGGGAGAUGGAGGAGAAGAACAGACAAGCUGUGGAAAGAGCUACUAGGGAAGCACGUGAGAGAGCGGCAGCUGAAGCUCGCAGUAAGGCUGAAAGGGCUAAAACAGAGAGAGCCGCUGUUGACAGGGCAAAUGCUGAAGCUAGAGCACGUGCUGAAAGGGCUGCAGUUCAGAGAGCUCAAUCUGAAGCUCGGGAAAGGGCUGCAGCAGAAGCAAAGUUAAGAGCAGAAAAGGCUGCUGCAGAAGCCAGAGAAAGAGCUAAUGCAGAAGCCAGAGAAAGAGCUAAUGCAGAAGCUAAGGAGAGGGAAGCAAGGGAGAGAACUGCUGCAGCAAGGUCUGAAGCUGAAGCACGAACAAGAUCGGAGCGUGCUGCGGUGGAAAGGGCUGCUGCAGAGGCCCGAGAAAGGGCUAAUGCUGCUGCGAGGGCGAGCCAACAAAGGAAUGAAAAUGAUCUUGAGAACUUUUUCAACAUGGGUCGGGCUAGCAGUGCGCCACGACCCAGGGCUAACUCAUCGGAUCCUUUUGAUGCCCAUUUUCAGAACAGGCAACAGCCUGAAGUGCCGAAGACAUCAACUUCCUCAAACAUAAAGAAAGCAUCUUCAACCACAAAUAUUGUUGAUGAUCUUUCAUCAAUUUUUGGAGCUGCUCCAUCAUCUAAUGAGUUCCAAGAAGUUGAAGGAGAAACUGAAGAAAGGCGAAGAGCCAGGUUGGAACGACACCAAAGGACCAAGGAGCGUACGGUGAAAGCACUUGCUGAAAAGAACGAGCGAGACCUUCAAGCCCAAAGAGAACAAGCUGAGAGACAUAGAAUUGCUGAAACACUAGAUGUUGAGAUUAAGCGCUGGGCUGCAGGAAAAGAAGGAAAUUUACGUGCUCUGCUAUCAACUUUGCAAUAUGUACUGUGGCCUGAAUGUGGUUGGCAGCCAGUUUCCUUGACUGAUAUGAUUAAUGCUGCCCAAGUGAAGAAAGUAUAUAGAAAGGCAACUUUGUGUAUUCAUCCUGAUAAGGUACAACAGAAAGGUGCCAAUCUUCAACAGAAGUAUGUAGCUGAGAAGGUGUUCGACCUCCUUAAGGAAGCUUGGAACAAGUUCAAUUCAGAGGAGCUAUUUUGAAUUCCGUCAAUGAUUCUUCCACUACGAGCUACUCCAUUUGGCAAUGGUAUCAUUUGUCGUAGAAGAAGAAAAAAUGCUGCUUGCUUUCCGGAAGAAAGACUUUGUACCGGUAUCAGUGAUGGUAGAAUUUUUGGGUUAAUGUGGAAUAUACUGAGAGAGGUUUCCGUUUGCCAUACAAAGAUGCCUGGAGGGUAUUCUCUUAUAUUUCCCUUUUUUCUUCCCCUUGUUCUUUUCCCUUUUUCCUCUUGUAAUUGUUUGUUUAGGGGAGUAAAUCCAGGGUUUAUAGGAUUUCCAAAAGAUGGCUUUUGAAAAAUAGAAAAAAGCUAGUUGAUGUAGAAUACCAUAUUGUGGUAUCACAAUCAACUUUUGUUCAGUGAUUCACCCAAGUUAAUAUAGCCCGGGCAGAUUUUGCCCUGAUUUUCAUAUUUGUUUUGUGAUAUAGCACAUUCUGUUGAAUAUGUAUACACCAUUAUUUGUAUUGAUAUCAAAACAUUAAUAUAUCAGUGAUGAUUGAGCUCUGAAGUCUAAGA